Molecule: messenger RNA, 1087 nt
Organism: Triplophysa dalaica
Lineage: Eukaryota; Metazoa; Chordata; Actinopteri; Cypriniformes; Nemacheilidae
Gene: rpsa
Product: ribosomal protein SA
Exons: 8
Coding region: 102-1031 (309 amino acids)
Biological process (GO): cytoplasmic translation; ribosomal small subunit assembly
Cellular component (GO): cytosolic small ribosomal subunit; ribosome; 90S preribosome
Molecular function (GO): structural constituent of ribosome; laminin receptor activity
Source: RefSeq, a predicted model, not a curated record
AUUUCCUGCUACCGCCCUCUUUUUGCCGUCAAGCGCAGAACUCUAUACGGCGUUGUCUCGUGCUUUUCCGCUAAACUCGUAACACAGGAAAAGUGGUCACGAUGUCCGGAGGUCUGGAUGUCCUUCAAAUGAAGGAGGAGGAUGUGCUGAAGUUCCUGGCCGCAGGAACCCAUCUGGGAGGUACCAACCUGGACUACCAGAUGGAGCACUACAUAUACAAGAGAAAGAGUGACGGCGUGUACAUCAUCAAUCUAAAGAAGACCUGGGAGAAACUCCUGCUGGCUGCUCGUGCUAUUGUUGCUAUUGAGAAUCCAGCUGACGUGUGUGUUAUCUCCUCCAGAAACACUGGCCAGAGAGCUGUGCUCAAGUUCGCCUCUGCCUCUGGUGCUACCACCUUCGCUGGUCGUUUCACUCCCGGAACCUUCACCAAUCAAAUUCAGGCUGCUUUCAGAGAGCCCCGUCUCCUGAUCGUGACCGAUCCUCGUGCUGACCAUCAGCCACUGACUGAAGCCUCAUACGUCAACAUCCCAACCAUCGCCAUGUGCAACACAGACUCUCCUCUGAGAUACGUCGACAUUGCCAUCCCCUGCAACAACAAGGGUCACCACUCUGUGGGUUUGAUGUGGUGGAUGUUGGCCAGAGAGGUUCUCAGGAUGAGGGGCACCAUCUCCAGAGAGCAUCCAUGGGAGGUCAUGCCUGAUCUUUACUUCUACAGAGAUCCCGAGGAGAUUGAGAAGGAAGAGCAGGCUGCCGCUGAGAAGGCUGUUGGUAAGGAGGAGUUCCAGGGUGAAUGGACCGCCCCUGUGUCCGAUUUCACCCAGCCCGAGGUGGCUGACUGGUCUGAGGGUGUUCCGGUUCCAUCUGUCCCCAUCCAGCAGUUCCCAGCUGCAGUUGAAGCUGCUCCUGCCAAGCCUGCCGCUGCUGAGGUGUUUGCAGAGGACUGGAGCGCUCAACCUGCCACAGAGGACUGGUCUGCUGCCCCCACGGCUCAGGCUGGAGACUGGGGCGGCACCACCGCAGACUGGUCUUAAGUGAAGUUAAACAGAGUCCAGUGUCACAUGGAUAAAAUAAACCUGUUUGUUUAAAA